Mus pahari (shrew mouse) is the source of this 5008-nucleotide messenger RNA. It is a transcript of the gene Ahr, whose product is annotated as aryl hydrocarbon receptor. Bases 422 to 2971 code for a protein of 849 amino acids. Gene Ontology annotation, molecular function: transcription cis-regulatory region binding; protein dimerization activity; nuclear receptor activity. Gene Ontology annotation, biological process: regulation of transcription by RNA polymerase II. Lineage: Eukaryota; Metazoa; Chordata; Mammalia; Rodentia; Muridae. Gene Ontology annotation, cellular component: aryl hydrocarbon receptor complex; nucleus. The transcript has 11 exons. The record is from RefSeq and is a predicted model, not a curated record.
GCGCGGGGUCGCGGCUGCGAAGGAGCGGGCUCGCGGCGGGUGGCAGCGCGUGUGUGCGGUCCCUUCGACGCUCGGUGCCCCACGCGUGUCCCGGAGAGGCUCAGCCCGGAGCGACCCGGAGGACGGGCUGGUGGACGGACUCGGGGGGUGGCUGCCAGGCUGGGCUCUGAGCGGCGCGGCGGCACAUCGCGGGAGCCGGGAAGCCUUUGAGCACCGCGGCUCCUCCUGACCCUCGGGACCGGGCGCGGCUAGCGUGCGGGUUUCUCCUCCGCGACUAGCCCGGGCAGCCCCGCGUCCCCUCUGUCGCCCGCACCUGCGCGUCGCGGUCGGUCCCGCCCUCGGCGGCGGCGGCUCACCUGGGCGCAGCGCGGGCAGGGCGCCGCCUCCGGGACGCAGGUGGAGCGGCCAGGGCGCGGGCACCAUGAGCAGCGGCGCCAACAUCACCUAUGCCAGCCGCAAGCGGCGCAAGCCGGUGCAGAAAACAGUAAAGCCCGUCCCCGCUGAAGGAAUUAAGUCAAAUCCUUCUAAGCGACACAGAGACCGACUGAACACAGAGUUAGACCGCCUGGCCAGCCUGCUGCCCUUCCCACAAGAUGUUAUUAAUAAGCUGGACAAACUCUCUGUCCUUAGGCUCAGCGUCAGCUACCUGAGGGCCAAGAGCUUCUUUGAUGUUGCACUAAAAUCUACCCCUGCUGACAGAAAUGGAGGCCAGGACCAGUGUAGAGCACAAAUCAGAGAGUGGCAGGAUUUGCAAGAAGGAGAGUUCUUGUUACAGGCGCUGAAUGGCUUCGUACUGGUUGUCACAGCAGAAGCCCUGGUCUUCUAUGCUUCCUCCACUAUCCAAGAUUACCUGGGCUUUCAACAGUCUGACGUCAUCCAUCAGAGCGUAUAUGAGCUCAUCCAUACAGAAGACCGAGCAGAGUUCCAGCGUCAGCUUCACUGGGCUCUAAACCCCUCACGGUGCACAGACUCUGCACAAGGUGUGGAUGAAGCCCAUGGCCCUCCACAGCCAGCAAUCUAUUAUAACCCAGACCAGCUUCCUCCAGAGAACGCUUCUUUCAUGGAGAGAUGCUUCAGGUGCCGGCUGAGAUGCCUGCUGGAUAAUUCAUCUGGUUUUCUGGCAAUGAAUUUCCAAGGGAGGUUAAAGUAUCUUCAUGGACAGAACAAGAAAGGGAAGGACGGAGCACUACUCCCUCCACAGCUGGCUUUGUUUGCAAUAGCUACUCCACUUCAGCCACCCUCCAUCCUGGAAAUUCGAACCAAAAACUUCAUCUUCAGGACCAAACACAAGCUAGACUUCACACCUAUUGGUUGUGAUGCCAAAGGGCAGCUUAUUCUGGGCUAUACAGAAGUAGAGCUGUGCACAAAAGGAUCGGGCUAUCAGUUCAUCCAUGCUGCAGACAUGCUUCAUUGUGCAGACUCCCAUGUCCGCAUGAUUAAGACUGGAGAAAGUGGCAUGACAGUUUUCCGGCUUCUUGCAAAACACAGUCGCUGGAGGUGGGUCCAGUCCAAUGCACGCUUGAUUUACAGAAAUGGAAGACCAGAUUACAUCAUUGCGACUCAGAGACCACUAACGGAUGAAGAAGGACGAGAGCAUUUAGAGAAGCGAAGUAUGACGCUGCCCUUCACGUUCGCUACGGGAGAGGCCGUGUUGUACGAGAUCUCCAGCCCCUUCUCUCCCAUAAUGGAUCCCUUACCAAUACGCACCAAAAGCAACACUAGCAGGAAGGACUGGGCACCCCAGUCGACCCCAAGUAAGGAUUCUUUCCGCCCCAGUUCUCUUAUGAGUGCCCUCAUCCAGCAGGAUGAGUCCAUCUAUCUCUGUCCCCCUUCAAGCCCUGCCCCGUUAGACAGCCAUUUCCUCAUGGGCUCCGUGAGCAAGUGCGGUAGUUGGCAAGACGGCUUUGCAGCCGCAGGAAGUGAGGCUGCGCUGAAACAUGAGCAAACUGGCCAUGCUCAGGACGUGAACUUUGCACUCUCUGGCGGCCCCUCGGAGCUCCCGGAUAAUAAAAACAAUGACUUGUAUAGCAUCAUGAGGAACCUGGGGAUUGAUUUUGAAGACAUCCGAAGCAUGCAGAAUGAAGAGUUCUUCAGAACUGACUCCUCGGGUGAGGUUGACUUCAAAGACAUCGACAUAACAGACGAAAUCCUGACCUACGUGCAAGAUUCUCUGAACAAUUCAACUUUGCUGAACUCGGCUUGCCAGCAACAACCUGUGACUCAGCACCUGAGCUGUAUGCUGCAGGAGCGCCUGCGGCUAGAGCAACAGCAGCAGCUUCAGCAGCCCCCGACUCAGGCUCUGGAGCCCCAGCAGCAGCUGUGUCAGAUGGAGCACCCCCAGCAAGAUCUGGGUCAGAAGCACAUGCAAGUCAACUGCAUGUUUGCAAGUUGGAACCCUACCCCUCCAGUGUCUUUCAGCUGCCCCCAGCAGGAACUGAAGCACGAUAAUCUCUUUUCCAGUUUACAGGGGACUACUCAGGAAUUUCCCUACAAAUCAGAGGUGGACAGUAUGCCUUACACACAGAACUUUGCUCCCUGUAAUCAGCCUCUGCUACCAGAACAUUCCAAGGGUGUGCAGUUGGACUUCCCUGGAAGGGAUUUUGAACCGUCCCUGCAUCCCACUACUUCUAAUUUAGAUUUUGUCAGUUGUUUACAAGUUCCUGAAAACCAAAGUUAUGGGAUAAACUCACAGUCAGCCAUGGUCAGUCCUCAGGCAUACUAUGCUGGGGCCAUGUCCAUGUAUCAGUGCCAGCCAGGGCCGCAGCACACCCCUGUGGACCAGACGCAGUACAGCCCUGAAAUUCCAGGUUCUCAGGCAUUCCUAAGCAAGUUGCAGAGUCGGGGUGUUUUCAAUGAAGCCUAUUCGUCCGACUUGAGCAGCAUUGGCCACGCUGCUCAGACCCCUGGCCACCUCUAUCACCUGGCAGAAGCCCAGCCUCUCCCUGAUAUCACGCCCGGUGGAUUCCUGUAGCUCCCAUGCCAGGACGAAACUCAUUCAGGAACCGGGUACCACAACUGUGAUGGUUGGACAUCAGUACACUUUCUCCAAAACAGAUCUCAAUCCUUGUGUGUAGAGGAGUUUAAAACCGUACCUGAGAUGUAGGUAUAGAUGCUACCUAUACGAUGGGAGAGCUCCGAGGGAGCACAGGGAGGGGUUCCAGCACCUCAGAGUGCACAGUGUUUACUGUGGAAAACUCUCGGAUUCCCUGCUCAGUAACUUCAGCAGGAAAAACAGGGAGGUAUUUUGAGCUUUGAACUUCUGGAUUCUUGUUAGUAUACCAAAUACAGAGUUACAGGACUAAUCGAUUUCCUAUAUUUUUAACCUCUGUUUUUGUCCCAGAAGUUAAAGUAAACUGUUUGGUGCUUUUCUCAAAAGAAAAUCUCAAUGUUUUCCUUCUGCACUGUUAAUAUAAGUGCCUCACUUUUUUUUGUUUGUUUGUUUGUUUUCUGUUUUUUCUUUUUCUAUCUACCAGUAACACAAUAGGAUAUGUAUUUUAUAUGAAAUAUUUUUAAUCUUUUUUGAAUUAAUAUUCUUUCUGCACAAAGAAAGUUUCCCAAAUCCCAACCUUUUUUAUGAACCCAGGUGUGUGUUUACUGCACUACUCAUCCCUUUUCUUCAGAUAAAGGGUAAAUGAUAACUCAAAGUUAACUAUUUAUUGUGUAAUAGACUUGCUUGUGGGCGUUAGCUGUUCCUCUGUGCCUUAUGUUGAAAAAUUUGAAAAAUAACAUGUUGCCAAAAUUAUUUAAUUAUUGCAUACUAUUAGAGAGUAGCACUCGUAUUUCAACAGUGUUUUCUGAGAAGUGAGAUAACGCUGCUGCCGAAGGUUUCCCAGAAACCUCCAUGACAAGAUCAGAAGGCCACCAUAGAAAGUGCUAAAGGUGGCUGUGUCCAUUGAGCUGCAGUGAAGGGUGGUGGGGUUUGUCAAGCCUGUUAGCCCUGGUAAGCAGAGCACUCGUUUCACUGUGUUCGAAUUAUCUUUAAAAACUGUCUCGAAUCUGUAAUCCUGUUUGUGAUAUUGACUUUAUAAAUUCCACUUCUUAUACUAGUGGAAGUUAUUCAUUUUUCUCAUAUUUGAGGAGUGUUAAGAUGGAAGAUGCCGUGUCAGGUGCAAGGCGUUUUAACGACUGAAAUGAAUGGUGCAUUGUAUAAAUGUAACGAACAAAAUAAUCUGUAAAAUAUUCUCAGUUUUCAUUUAAGAAUACUUCUGACCUCAUAGGCAUUUCUUCAGUGUAUCUUGUAAAGAAAUCAAAUAAUGAAUUGAAGCUUUUAAGCUGGCAUUAAGAUAAAGAUGAAUACAAUUUGUUCACCUCCAUACCUUAAGUUGUUUAUGAGAUACAACCUUUGCUGCCAAUAUGGCAAAUUUGUCAAUCUGCCAAAGGCACUGUUCUCACAUGGCUUAAAGAAAAAUUUCUGGUGUCUGCCAUUGUCUCUGUCCUUGCUUAGAUAUGACAUAUGAAGUUUGUGGACCUGUAUCUGUUUUUCAUAUAUUGUAUAAAAAGCUGAUGAGAUCCCAAACCAAGAUGUAUUCAAAGACAGCAGUGGUUCUCAACCUGAGAUUCGUGGCUCCCUUUGGAGAUGGAAUGACCCUUUCACAGGGGUCGCCUAAAACCAUUGGAAAACACAGAUAAUCUGCAUCACGAUUUAUAACAGGAGGGAAAUUACAGUUUUAAAGUAGCAGUGAAAAUAAUUUUAUGGUUGGGGUCCCGAGAAACUGUAUUAAAGGGUCACAGCAUUAGAAAGGUUGAGAGCCGCUGAAAUGCAGGUUCUUUUCUUUUUCCUUUUAGAAAAUUAAUGUAUGUAAACAUGCCUUUGAGUAAAAGGAUCUCAUACUUCUAUGCAUUUUUCAGUCAAAAUUCUGAACCUUUAGGGUUAAGCAUUGAAAAACAACUGUCUAAAACAUUUCACAAUUUGCUUCCAGCAUGAGGUGUCACCAAGGAUUUAGACUGGUAGUCUGAAUUAGUAUCCCACUUUUCUAUGUAAACUUUUCAUUAAAAGUUAUCAUAGAAA